AUUGGAACUCUCCGGUAGCUGGCCGUUCACCCCAUAACGCUGGGAGAGAGUUUCUUCAAAUAUGACCUGAUUGAAUAAUUUAACUCUUAUAAUCAAAUGUCACAACAAUUCUCAAUUUUAUAAAAUGUUUUGAACGUUAUGGUAAAGUAUUUUAUAGUGAAAUGGAUUUAUUAGGAUGGUAGUAUGUAAUCAAAGCUCAUUCGAACUCCGUAACAUCUGUUAUUGUCCACCACAUGGCACACACGCUAACAGUGAGCGCUCAGCGCUGCACAAAAUCGCUUCCGUUAACCAGAGAAUCGGAUGUUUGACAUGGGUUACGCUUCUUCUUCGUCUCUCCCAUAUUUACGCUUUCAAACACAUUCAUUAUACAGUGACAGUGCGGUCUUAAAGCAGAUCAAAAGAGGGAAAUGAGCAGCUUCGUCUCGAUUAGUGGAGUGGAACCACAAACCGCAUCGUGCAGCGUGAACUGAUGCUCAAAAGCCACUGCCAGUUACAAAGAAACAACAGCAUCUUCACACAAACUCGUUUUUACGUGUUUCACGUUUCUGAUUUGAUUCGAAUCUGAAGUAUUUCCGGUUACAGCGGCUUCUCACUUUAAACAGUCAUUUACAGGUGUCUCCCUGCCCUGGAUUUAUGACGUUUUUAGUCUUGUUGGAGUUCAUUGGAUGACAAUGAAAGUGCACAAGGUUUCUUCUCAGUCCCAACACGAGCAGCGACACGCCACCAAGCGCCAUGGCAAGAAUAAAUGGCGCAAAAAGAGACACAGUCUGGACACAGCUCUCUUAAAUACAAGUACUGGGACUGCAAAAUUGGAGCAACCGAUACCCAAAAGGGAGAAACCCACAUUAAAACGUUUGAAGAAGUCGUAUACAAAGCCUAUCCCUGAAACCAGCCGUGCCGAGGAGAGAAAGGUUAAGGCUACUUCUGUGACUUUUACUCAUGUCCACACAAAUGGAGGCGCAGAACUGGACGGCAGCAGCAGUUCAGUGGACUCUAAAGAAUGGAGUGAAUAUGCCAACAGUGUUCUUCAGAAUGGAAUGGAGAGUUCAACCUCACCUAAAACAGACCAGAUGGAGGAGGACUGUCUUCAGUUCCAUGCCCACUUUGACCGUACCCACAAUCGUGCUGUUUUAGUCAUGAAACAAGGCCAGGUCUUGUGUUUCCGUGGGAAGUGCCUGCUCACUUGCCUCUAUGGUCAUGUAGAAGUGCUGGGCUUCACCAUAGAGGAGGGCCAACAACCUUACCCCCUGUUCUCCCCACCGUCCCACUGCCCUCUCACCAUCACUGCCUUAGGAAACAACCCCCCCUCCAGCAAGAACAAGAAAGAGGGGCUGCUGGAAGCAAAAGCCAUUGUUCGCAAAUAUUUAUCUUCAGAGCCGAGUAAAAAGCUCAUGAGUGAGCUGGACUCUGACUCAUGUGUGGUGCUUCUGGAGCCUCUGGACACGCCGCUCACCCGCGUUCUCACCAGCUUCUCAGAACUCUCAGAGAUCUUUGGCCUCAACUCGAAGGAGCUGAAGUCUCAGGCUGCCGUCUAUAAUCCUGUUCUGUCAGCUGUCGGUGUUACAGCUCUGCGUGGACCUUGUGCACAGGGUCUGGUGAUGUCACGUAGCUACAGAGAAGCUAUAAGCAGUUUGCUCAGUGCCUGGGCAGGGGAAUUUGACCGCUGUCCCAUAAUUCUUGUUUGUGGGGGGAAAUCCUCUGGCAAAUCCACCUUCAAUCGACACCUUAUUAACAGCCUGCUCAAUCAUACUGUAAGCGUAGAGUAUUUGGAGUGUGAUCUAGGCCAGACUGAGUUCACCCCUCCUGGAUGCCUUUCCUUAAGCUCAGUUACAGAGCCACUGCUGGGGGCUCCUUUCACACACCUGCGUGACCCAGAGCACAUGGUGUACUAUGGUCAGGCAGAUUGUCAGGCUGACAUCGAUCGGUAUCUGGAGUCUCUCAAAUCCCUCUGGCGCCAUGUCAGUGGAGAAAGUCCUGUCAUCAUCAAUACUAUGGGCUGGAUCAGAGGUCAUGGUUUUCAGAUACUGGUCGACCUCAUUCGCCUGUUUUCUGUGACGCAUGUAGUGCAGUUGAGUUAUGGAAACACACCACAGUGUCAGCUUCUUACCCCAGACUUCCUCAGAACUGCCCACGGCUGGCAGACGCACCCACCGACGCCGCCCACCCUGACAGAGGAGCCAGUCGGUCACCUCUCCAUUCGAUCUCAUGUAUUUCUUAGUGUCCAGUCAGAAUUUGAAGGUGCUGGGACAUCUGGAGAAAUGCAACAUCAGCGCAGUAAUGAGCUGCGAGACCUGGCUCUGCUCAGUUACUUCAGUAAGCUGCAGUCCCCAGAACCUGGCCCAAUCCACCCGCUCCACUGCUUCACACCUUACCAGGUCCCACUCUCAGCAGUGGCUAUAGGGGUAACACACUGUGAGGUCGCACCCAACAACAUCCUCUAUGUGGCCAAUGCCAGUAUAGUGGGAUUGUGCUGUCUGAGUGAAAAGGUUGUGGGCAGAGAAGGUCCUGUUGUACUCUCCCAAACUCCUAUCUGUCAGUGUGUGGGCUUAGGUGUUCUGAGGGGGGUAGACAUGGCACGUGGUUUGUACUUUCUGGUUACUCCAGUGUCCCCCUCUGUCCUGAGGCAUGUGAACUGUCUCCUGCUGGGAGAGAUCACUCUGCCUAAAAUAUUGCUCACCAAGCAGCAUGGAGUUGAAGGAGAUUUACCUUACGUCACCACAGACUACAGUUUUGAAGUCCAAGGGGCGGGAAAGCUUCACAUCUACAAAGGACUGACAAGGCCUGGUUUUAUAAAGUCAAAUAACUAAGCUCUUCUGUAUAAACACUGCUUUCUGUGAAUGACAUUUCUAUCCUUGAAUUUGUUUUAUACCCUAAAUAUUGAGGUAAAAUUCGCCAUUGAAUGUACAAAUCUACACAAGUAUUUUGGCUUUUGGAACUGUACACUGGGUAGAUGGAGUGUAUGAGUGCAUAUGCUGUUUCUUUAUCUCUUGUUGAAUGGCUCCAUGUUUAAGAUCCAUAUGGGAAACUCUGCCUCAUCUUUUGAUUUUCUGUACUGUUACAGUUUGUCAACAUGUCAUUGAGGAAAUGUUAGAAAGAGUCUUUGUUUUCCUUUACCAAGUCACAUUCCCAAACCAAGAUAAUGCAGACUGUAAAAUAUUAAAGUGGGUUUCACUUUUGUCAAGAAA
This is a messenger RNA of Cyprinus carpio (common carp), 3185 nucleotides long. Its product is annotated as polynucleotide 5'-hydroxyl-kinase NOL9-like. The record is from RefSeq and is a predicted model, not a curated record. Gene Ontology annotation, cellular component: nucleus. Gene Ontology annotation, biological process: cleavage in ITS2 between 5.8S rRNA and LSU-rRNA of tricistronic rRNA transcript (SSU-rRNA, 5.8S rRNA, LSU-rRNA). The transcript is spliced from 13 exons. NCBI's taxonomy places the organism in Eukaryota, Metazoa, Chordata, Actinopteri, Cypriniformes, Cyprinidae. Gene Ontology annotation, molecular function: polynucleotide 5'-hydroxyl-kinase activity. The coding region runs from base 666 to 2807 and encodes 713 amino acids.